This is a messenger RNA of Prosopis cineraria, 2675 nucleotides long. Its product is annotated as protein WEAK CHLOROPLAST MOVEMENT UNDER BLUE LIGHT 1-like. The transcript has 4 exons. NCBI's taxonomy places the organism in Eukaryota, Viridiplantae, Streptophyta, Magnoliopsida, Fabales, Fabaceae. The record is from RefSeq and is a predicted model, not a curated record. Bases 362 to 2410 code for a protein of 682 amino acids.
GUCCAGGUGGUGAAAGAGUAAAAACUAGUGGUGGAAAGCAAAAGGAGGAGAUUUAGCCAUCCCACCACGUGUUCGAAUGGCAUUUUCUUCUUCCUCUUCUUCCAAUUUUAUGGGUUCCUGCGUCUGAGUUGGAACCCCUGAAGGAGGAUUUGCAUGCAGCACCAUUUCGCUGUAUCUCCCUCCUUCGUCGCCUCCAACGUAGUCUUCCUCUCUCUCCUUUUAACCUCCUCCUUCUUCCCUUGCUUCUCUGGGUCACCCGCUUCCUUCGCCCCUGAACCUGGGUUCUUUUUCCCCUGGAAUCCAGGUAUUCCUUCUGAGUCCAGAUCACAGAUUAUGCUUUGUUCUCCUGUGAAUAUUUUCAAUGCAUCUUUUGCUUAUAGACAAGAUUUGGAGACCUGCUGAUCGGUACUCCACUGCCAUUUUGGAAAAGGUUCCAGAAUCCUCCAUGGAAAAUGUUGAAAAGAUGCAACUUCCUGGAUUCCCUAUAGGAAUUGCUGAAGCAAUUGACCUACCAGAUAGUCAUUCACACAUUAAAGCUUCAACCAAUUUCCUAAGAAAUAGAAAAGUGGAACCUGACGUUCUGGCUCGUGUGGAAGAAGAACCUGAUGUCGUUGCUCGUGUAGAAGAGCCUGAUGUCCCUGCUCGUGUAGAAGAACCAGUCAUUUCUCUUGUAGAAAAGCCAGUCACUGCUCGUGUAGAAGGCCGGAGAAAACUUACAAUUCCUAGAUCCUUUAGUAAUGUCAGUGAGAAAAAAGGCGCUAUUGAUACGACUCCGCCUAUUGAGUCUGUCAAAGAAGCUGUUUCUAGGUUUGGAGGAAGCAUAGAUUGGAAAGCCCGUCGUGCUAAGAAUAUCCAGCAGAGACCCAAGAGUGUGGGAGUAGAACUUGAAAUAUCACAGGAGAUUGCCGAGCUGAGGAGACAAGUCAAGUUCCAGCUACCUGAGGAUUUGUACAGCACUAACAAACUUAUAGAAGAACUGAAACAAUACUUAGAGAGGGCACAAAGAGAAGAGCACGAAGCAACUCAAGCCUCAGAAACUGCGAGGCUCAAAGCUGAGGAGUUGGAGCAGGAGAUUGUAAAUGAAGCCAGGCACGCAGCUGCAAUUUCAGAUUUAAAUUCCACUAAUGAGGAACUGGAAAGAUUGCAUGAUGAGCAUGCUUGUAUGGUGAUUCAAAAGGACAUUGCUGUUAAAAUGGCUGAAGAGGCUGUUGCUGCAUCUAAAAAAAUUGAGCAGUCAUUGAAAUAUUUGACUUUUGAGUUUGAGUUAUUGAAGAUGGCACGAACUUCGCAGCCAGGAGCUGGAGGUAAGGAUUGCAGCAACUGGAAGCUGAAACUUCAACAUGCAGAAGAGAAGCUCCACAAACUCAACCAACAAGCUUCAGCAAUGAAGGAUCUCAAAUCUAAACUGGAUGCAUCUUCUUCUUUAUUGCUUGAUUUGAAAUCUGAAUUAGCAGCAUAUAUGAAAUCCAAAUUAAAACGGGAGGGUGAUGAAGAACCAAAAAAGGUAUUUGACGAAGUGAAAGUCAAAACAGAGAAAGCAUCUGCUGAGCUUCACUCAGUUAUCACAACCAUCAGGCGAAGUGAGGAAACAGUCUCUGUUGCAGUUGCAUCUCCCAAAGCUGAACUGGAGACAAUGUCUCAAUUGGCUUCAGCUGAGAUGAAAAAGAAAGGAGCCAGAGGGAUAAUUGACCUCGAUAAAAAACUAGAGCAAGCAGAACAGAAGGCUGUUUAUGCUAAAUCACUUGCUCAGGCAGCUCAAAUAGAGCUGCGUGAAGUGAAGGAAGAUGCUGAACAAGCCAAGGCCAGAGCAAGCGCGUUGGAACGUAGGUUAAUGGCAGCACAGACAGAGUUAGAGGAUGCCAAGUACUAUGAGAAGGUGGCAGCAGAAGCAGUUAAAGCAUUGCAAGAGAGUGAAUCGGCUGAAAACAACUAUGACAUGCAUUCUCCCUCUGAGGUAACACUCGAACUGAGAGAAUACUAUGAACUCAGGAAGCGUGCAUACGAGGCGGAUAAGCCAGUUGAUUUGAGGGUUGUAGCUGCUAAUUCUCAAAUUGAGAUGGCUAAGGACUCUGAGUUGAACAGCUUAAAUAAGUUGGAGGAAGUAAAUCAAGAGUUGGCUGCAAGAAGGGAAUCCUUGAAGAUGGCAACUGCGAAAGCUGAGAAGGCCCAAGAAGGAAAAUUAGGAGUAGAACAGGAGUUACGGAAGUGGAAGGCUGACCAAGAGCAGAAAAGGAGUGCUAGUUUGGAGCGGAAGAAAGAAUACAAUAAAUCUGAGCAGAUUAACGGGCCUUCAAAUAAUACUGUAACUGAACGAGCCCCAGAAACAGAGACCAAAAAGAAGAAGAAGAAGCAACUGUUUCCACGGGUUAUAAUGUUCUUUUCCAAAAGAAAAGCCCGUCGUAACAAGUGAAUGCAAUCUUUGAUUCAAAACCAAUGCACCCAAGUCUCACCAUAACCCCCAUCUUUUGUAAAAUUAUUUCUACCAAUUAAGUAAAAGUUCAUGCAUGGUUGGGACUGUGAUUCUCUCGGAGAUGGUUUAAGGGCUGUUAAUUGUAAGGACAUAGAAUAAGACUGCCUUGAAUAAGCUCAGCUUGGCUGCAAGAACAGAAUAAGAAUAUUGCUUAUGAUGAACAGGCUAGAAUUACUCUUAUUUAACAUCACUCUUCUAGAGAUUA